GCCGUUUGCCCCACCCCACCUCUUCAGCGCUAUCUAUCUCAAUGUACAAUUCUCCGAGAAAAAAAACGGGGGCAAAAAUAAUUCAGAGAAACACCGCGAACGGAGCAACUCUCACCCACCAGACCGGCUCAACGGAGCGGCCGCGGGCUAUCGGCGCCGAAAGCAACUGCCUGUCUCCGUUUGGAUGAAGUGAGUGAAAAAACCCACCGCGGUAUGUUCAUGUAUCAUGCACAUGUAACCAUUAUCUGCCGUACGGAUUCAAAGGGAAUACAAAAAGGCGAGAGACUUGACAGCGGACUGUGCUCCUGCUGCUGCUUGCGCCAAAACGGGGGACACAGCGGAGGAUUUCCACGAAUAUCGCCCGGAUAUUUGGUCGCGGAGACGGACAGCCAGCUGCCGAGAGCUGCCUGUGCUCGGUCGGAGAAGAUUCCCGAUGUGAGGAGAAACACAAAUUAACGCUACGGAGAGAAAAAGGACGGACUACGGGCCUUUUUCCUUUUCUAUUUUUUUUUUUUUGUUGUUGGUCAAACCCUCCUUAAAAAAGACAGACACCCGCAUCUAUUGACCGAAGACAGGACUGAAUUUUUGGCACAGGAUAUCACCAAUAAGGUUGCUGGGAACCUUCCUGAUUAAAAUAAAAUGUGAGAGAUUUUGGAAGAAGCCCCGGUGAAGCCUGAUGUUUCACAUGCCGUCAUUUUAAGAGGAAAUAUUUAUUUUUUAAAAUUCUCUCCCUCUCGUCUUCUAAUGUUCCUCUGUUUAUUUGAAACUGAAUUGCAGUCAGUUCGGUUAAUAAACCUAAAUAUAUAUUUUUAAACAAGAAUAAUUAAGAAAGAGAGACUGAAGAAAACAGAAGUCUGUUUGAAAUGGAUUGAAUGGCAGUGGGAGCUAUCCGCCGAAGAUGGGCUCCUGAGGGGACAUUUGCUGGGAAAAUAUAAAAAUAGUUGUAUCAUCACUGUAAAAAAUAUAACAAAAAAAAAAAAAGCAAAGGCCGGUGUUUGAGAUCCAUACGCCUUGAAGGAAUCUGGGGCGCAGAGAUUCAUUCAUGAGCAGCCAGAAAGCUGGAAAUUCCACAUCCACUCUCAUAUCAGUGUUGAUGACUUCAUUGCGGAUUUACAGUGAAAAACACGGGAAUCAAGUGUUUGAGAGGGCGGGAUCGUUUGCUCCACUUCUGAUCUCUCUCUGCUGAUGGUUUUCCAGUAAAAACCCACAUCCAUAAUAAAACGCCUCGGCGAAGUCUACUACCCGACAUCUGCUUCUGCUGGGGGAACAUAGAUGCCACCAAUUUUGAGCCAGGUGUUCCUCUGGUGGUUCAGAUCAAGAAUUUAUUAUUCUUAAAAGCAUCUAGCCAUUCACGCACCUUACAACCCUCUUUGAGCCCAUAACUGGAUUUUUUUUGUCUGUUUUUUUUUAUAUAUAUAUUGGGAAGAUGGGCUGUCUUGGGAAUAGUAAGACUGAAGACCAACGAAAUGAGGAGAAGGCUCAGAGGGAGGCGAACAAAAAGAUAGAGAGGCAGCUGCAAAAAGACAAACAGAUAUACCGGGCAACUCAUCGACUUCUUCUAUUAGGUGCCGGAGAAUCUGGGAAAAGUACAAUAGUCAAGCAGAUGCGAAUAUUGCACGUAAAUGGCUUCAAUGCAGAAGAGAAAAAACAGAAAAUUCAUGAUAUCAAAAACAACAUAAAAGAAGCUAUAGAGACCAUUGUGGCUGCCAUGAACACACUCACGCCUCCAUGCCAGUUAGCAUGUCCUGCAAACCAGUCCCGGGUCAAUUACGUCCUGAGCCUAAUAAACCAGAAGGACUUUGAUUUUCCCUCAGAGUUUUAUGACCACACAAAGACUCUCUGGUAUGAUGAAGGUGUGCGGGCAUGCUGGGAAAGAUCCAACGAAUAUCAGCUCAUCGACUGCGCCCAGUACUUCUUAGACAGGAUUGAUGUGGUGAGGCAGAACGACUACACCCCCACGGAUCAGGACCUAUUGAGAUGCAGAGUUCUGACGUCUGGGAUCUUUGAAACCAAGUUUCAAAUCGACAAAGUGAAUUUCCAUAUGUUUGACGUCGGAGGUCAGAGGGAUGAACGCCGAAAAUGGAUCCAGUGUUUUAAUGAUGUGACGGCCAUCAUCUUUGUGGUAGCAAGUAGCAGCUACAACAUGGUGAUCAGAGAAGACAAUCAUACCAACCGACUACAGGAAGCGCUAAAUCUGUUCAAGAACAUUUGGAACAACAGGUGGCUACGGACGAUUUCGGUAAUCCUCUUCCUGAACAAACAGGAUCUUCUAGCUGAGAAGGUUUUGGCGGGAAAAUCUAAAAUCGAGGAGUAUUUUGGAGAAUUUGCGCGUUACACUACGCCUGAUGAUGCAAUACCAGAACCAGGAGAGGAUCCCAGGGUGACCAGAGCAAAGUACUUCAUACGGGAUGAGUUUUUGGUUCGUGCAAAGAGGAUCAGCACAGCCAGUGGGGACGGACGGCAUUACUGUUACCCGCACUUCACCUGCGCCGUCGACACGGAAAACAUCCGGCGCGUCUUCAGUGACUGUCGGGACAUCAUACAGAGGAUGCACCUACGGCAGUACGAGCUCUUGUGAUGCGCAGCUUCGCCAGGCCCGCCCUACUUACCCAAUGACCACCCGCCUCACUCCGACCAGUUAGCCAAUCACUUCUUCACUAUUACCAAAUUCACCUAAACGACCGAUGAGCCUGACCUCUCCUUUCCUCCACCUGAUCCUCCUGGUAAUCCAACACAUAACCACGGAAAAGUGGGAAGACUCUUUACCAUCGACUGUCCGCCUCUCAUUUAUACGACCACCCUCUCACAGGUACACAUGCACUACAGAAUAAGACAUUCAGACCCUUGAAUAUUGCAUAAUCAUGACCCUCUCCAGCCUCUUGCUCUAAUAGUUAGCAGAGGGGGGAAUCUGCUCACAUGCAGGAGUUUAUUCACCGCGUGCUGAAGAGAACAGAUGGACUCAGAUGGUGGCAAGCUGAAACAGAGGAGUGGCUGUCACCUGUUUGAUUUUUUUUGUUUUGUUUUGUUUUAUUUUCUCCUGUGCCCGGCAUGGACAGACUAAUUGAUUAAUGGCUGCCUGCGGACGUGAGAGUGACUCUGAGAUGAAGCCACGCUGCUCUCAUGGACUGCUCAUCAAGAAACUAGUCGAGGAAACACAAGCAAACAAAAAAAUAUCAUACGAUGCAUAAGAAUCAUGCAUACCAAUGAACUUAAUGCAGUGCAAAAAAAAAUCCAAGCUAUAUAUAUAGAUAUUUAUAUAUGUGUGUAUAUAAAUAUGUAUAUAUAUAUAAAUACAUAUAAAUAUAAAUAUUAUAUAUUCCUGUAAUAACACAAUUCAAGUUUUAAGUUUUUGUUAGUUUUUACCCCAUGUUGUUUGUCGGUGUACACAGUGUGUGAGAUCUGCCUUUGUGCACCAUUUAACCCCCCCAUCCCACACACACGCACACACUCAUGCACCAACAUGUUACUCUACAUCUUUGUCCCUAUUUACCUCUGCUGCUAUUUGUCAACUAUUUAACGUGGAAAAUAAAGAACAGGUUUGACUUAUUGAGGAUAAACGGCAACAGAAAAUCAUGACGUUAAAGAUUUGCAGAGACUGGAUGCAACGUUUUAUAACUGGGCACACACACUCAUAUACACACACACAGAUGAUCCUCAUCGUCAGCUCCCUCCUUCCUCUCCCCUUGUCUUGUUCUGUCACCUCCUCUUCCUCCUCCCUGCCCGGCUCUAAGUGCGUCUGUCUUUUUAUUUACUGCUGGACUAUUAUUCUUGUACAGACUGUAAAAUGUAUUAUUUUGUACAACUUUAUUGAAGAAAA
Messenger RNA from Xiphophorus maculatus (southern platyfish), 3817 nucleotides. Its product is annotated as guanine nucleotide-binding protein G(s) subunit alpha-like. The record is from RefSeq and is a predicted model, not a curated record. Gene Ontology annotation, molecular function: insulin-like growth factor receptor binding; mu-type opioid receptor binding; GTP binding. The transcript has 12 exons. Gene Ontology annotation, biological process: sensory perception of chemical stimulus; adenylate cyclase-activating dopamine receptor signaling pathway. Bases 1427 to 2578 code for a protein of 383 amino acids. Gene Ontology annotation, cellular component: heterotrimeric G-protein complex. NCBI's taxonomy places the organism in Eukaryota, Metazoa, Chordata, Actinopteri, Cyprinodontiformes, Poeciliidae.